Molecule: messenger RNA, 2628 nt
Organism: Arctia plantaginis
Lineage: Eukaryota; Metazoa; Arthropoda; Insecta; Lepidoptera; Erebidae
Source: the annotation of a GenBank genome assembly
AUGUACUGGGAACAGUUGGAGCUGAGAUGCAGAUCCUUGUACCGACCUUCAACGGGCCAGCCUACACCAGCUGCUGGUAGACAAGUGCAGAGCAACUGCAGUUGCUGUGCUCAAUGUCACCCAACACAGCCCGCUUGGGACAUCAGUUUGCAGCAUCGAUUCUGGGCACCAGGACGUAUCGGCAAUCUAUAUUCUCCGAACCCUGGCACUGGGCGGAAGACUUCUGCCUGGAGCUGGUUCCCUUGGCCCAGGAGUAACAGUCAGAAUUCUCGUUGCCGUAUGGGAGGAGUCCCUCAGUCAGGAGACAGCGCAUACGGCUUCUGCGAAACGGAAGGUCCCCCCCAAAACGCGACCGGCUAUGACGGCCGGUACCCCCACAACUUCGAGCAGCCAUUCCAGCGGGCACAAGUCCACAACCCACAGACCUUUAACCAGCAUCGAGAAUUUGCUCAGCAUCCACAGAAUUUUGCACAGGCUCAGCCGAACUUCCAACCAGCUAACUUCACCCAAGAACAGUUUGGUGAAGCGAGUGGAAGUUUUGAUGCAGCCACUGGAGUGUGGGGUCCUCCACCCCCUUACAGCCCUCAAGGAAGAAGUGGAAGCAGACACCAUCUCCACCACCAAGACCCAGCAGCGGCAACUUUACUCCAUCACCACCACAUGGACCGUCCAGACCACGCUCAACCCCACACCUGUCGAAACUCCUACCUAAUGCACCAACCAGACACUCAUUUAAGGCAUGCAGACCUUAACCGUCCCGAACUAACCCGAAUCAAUCCGGAACUAGCCGAACUCGCACGGUUGAACCCAGAACUGGCUCGGUUUAACCCGGAAUUAGCUCGGUUGAACCCGGAAUUAGCUCGGUUGAACCCGGAAUUAGCUCGGUUGAAUCCGGAAUUAGCGCUAAUGAGUACGGAAAUGGCUCACAUGGCACAGAUGGCGCCAGUUGGGCACUAUCCGCCUGAAGUGAUACAGGCAAUGUCUUCACACUUACCGGAAGCUCGAUUUAAUACUUUGAGGGGUCAUUUAGUUCCGUACAGGUGCCAAAGAUUAGGGAUGAGUGCCAGUAAUUUGCACAGAGAUUGCAGACUACCAGAUGAUAAUAUCGCCAUUGAGUGUUUACAUCAAAAGACUGGGAGUAAAGUUUCAGAUCAAAGCACAGAUUCUUGCCAGAAACAGGGGAAAGAAAAUUUGGGUUUCCAGAAUGACAAACACUCGCCUAUGAGGGCUUCAAUCCAGGACUGCCGCCAGCUCGCUGCGAACCAGAAUGCUGAAUCUGAAGUGUACUUCGCUGAUGUAUCCAGCUGUUGCAAUGUAUCUGUCAAGGCCGACUGCUGCAUGAACGCCAACGUCUCAGCUUUAGUGGGCACCAUAGAGAAUCACCCAGAAUCAACCUCCGAAUCCGACACGGGGUCAUUCACCCUGACCCGUCAGCAAAGACCCCAGCCUCAAGUGGGAUCAAAGAGAAGACCCCGGCAAGAAAAACAUGUUAAGAAUCAAGAAAAAAUGCGUCAAGUUCUAAACAGUUCUGUUAGAUUAACCGAACACCAAAUAGAACAAUUAAAUAAUUCCAUGAGAAUGACGGAACGCAUUGAAAGGGAACGAGUAGGUGAACGAAUGAAUGAUUCGAGAGAUAGAUUGAAUGAUAGAGAACGGAUGCAUGAUGUUAGGAUCUGUGACCGCAUGAAUGAAACCAGAUUGAGUGAGAGAAUGAAUGAGUCUCGUGACCGAUUGCAUGACAGAGGUGAACGCAUGGAACGAAUUAACGAUUCGAGGAUCAGUGAUCGUAUGAAUGAGACUCGCUUGAGUGAACGGAUAAACGACUCACGUAUUAGUGAUAGGAUGAACGAAUCUCGUUUGAGUGAACGUGAACGAAUGAAUGAAACUCGUUUGAGUGAACGUGAAAGAAUGAAUGAAACUCGUUUGAGUGAACGUGAAAGAAUGAAUGAAACUCGUUUGAGUGAAAGGGAAAGAAUAAACGAAACCCGUUUAAGCGAACGGGAUAGGAUGAAUGAAACUCGACUAAGUGAGCGAAUUAAUGAUUCUCGUGACAGAAUAAAUGACUCAAGAAACUGUGAAGCUAUGACAGACCCGCGUAUGGAAAGGCUCAAUGAUUCACGAAUCAGUGACCGAAUGAACGAAACUCGUCUUAGUGAACGCAUGAGCGAAAGCCGUAUUGAGCGACUAAACGAUUCAAGAUUGGAAAGAAUGAACGACUCUAAGCUAAGUGACCGCAGUGAUCGCCACGACCCUCGUAUUGAACGGAUGAGUGAACUAAAUUCAAGUGUACGAAUGGAUAACCAACGCUCGCAUAUUUCACCUCUACGCCUCAGAUCGAGUCCAAAACCGAAAGAAAGACAAUCUGACUCGAAAACAUUCACUCAAAUAUCACCUCUAUCUCCAAAUACUGAGGAAUCAUUGUUGUCUGACGAUGGAACACCGGAUCAGGUGUACUCGAAUGAUCCAGAAUCUUCUAAAUGUUUAGGGCCUGAUUCUCAAUACGAACCCGUGAGGGAAUCUAAAGAAGAGAUAUUGAAAGGUAAUAUAAAUCAUAUACAUUGCUAUAGUGACACUAAUACGAUGGAUUCAGGGUGGCAAAGUGGUUCGGAGAAGCAGGUAACUGAUUAA